Molecule: messenger RNA, 3205 nt
Organism: Callorhinus ursinus (northern fur seal)
Lineage: Eukaryota; Metazoa; Chordata; Mammalia; Carnivora; Otariidae
Gene: LINGO1
Product: leucine rich repeat and Ig domain containing 1
Cellular component (GO): plasma membrane
Molecular function (GO): protein binding
Source: RefSeq, a predicted model, not a curated record
GCCCUGAGCGCGCCCGCCCCUCCGCCCGCCGGGGCCGCGGCCUCACGCCUCUCCACUCCCGCGCCCUUGCCCCGGCCCCGGCUCGGGUCCCACCCGCGUGGGGCAGACAGACGGACAGACAGCCCCGCGAGGGCGCGCGGACUGCCGGGCGGAGGUGUCGGACGAGGAGGAGGAGACGGAGGAGGGGGCUGGGCAGGGGCUGAAGCCCGGCGGGGAAGACAUGCGAUUGGUGACCGAGCCGAGCGGACGGACGGUGCGCCCGAGAUGCAGGAGUAACCAGCAGGGUUCAUGGUGCCAGAAAGGCAGGAGCAACAUGGUGAGCGAGAGGAUGCUGGCGGGGGGCGCGAGGAGCAUGCCCAGCCCCCUCCUGGCCUGCUGGCAGCCCAUCCUCCUGCUGGUGCUGGGCUCGGUGCUGUCAGGCUCGGCCACCGGCUGCCCGCCCCGCUGUGAGUGCUCGGCCCAGGAGCGUGCCGUGCUCUGCCACCGCAAGCGCUUCGUGGCAGUUCCUGAGGGUAUCCCCACCGAGACCCGCCUGCUGGACCUGGGCAAGAACCGCAUCAAGACGCUCAACCAGGACGAGUUCGCCAGCUUCCCACACCUGGAAGAGCUGGAGCUCAAUGAGAACAUCGUGAGCGCCGUGGAGCCCGGCGCCUUCAACAACCUCUUCAGCCUGCGGACGCUGGGGCUGCGCAGCAACCGGCUGAAGCUCAUCCCCCUCGGCGUCUUCACGGGCCUCAGUAACCUGACCAAGCUGGACAUCAGCGAGAACAAGAUCGUCAUCCUGCUGGACUACAUGUUCCAGGACCUGUACAACCUCAAGUCACUGGAGGUCGGCGACAACGACCUUGUCUACAUCUCCCACCGGGCCUUCAGCGGCCUCAACAGCCUAGAGCAGCUGACGCUGGAGAAAUGCAACCUGACCUCCAUCCCCACCGAGGCGCUGUCCCACCUGCACAGCCUCAUCGUCCUGAGGCUCCGGCACCUCAACAUCAACGCCAUUCGGGACUACUCCUUCAAGAGGUUGUACCGGCUCAAGGUCUUGGAGAUCUCCCACUGGCCCUAUUUGGACACCAUGACACCCAACUGCCUCUACGGCCUCAAUCUGACCUCCCUGUCCAUCACCCACUGCAACCUGACCGCCGUGCCCUACCUGGCCGUGCGCCACCUGGUCUAUCUCCGCUUCCUCAACCUCUCCUACAAUCCCAUCGGCACCAUCGAGGGCUCCAUGUUGCAUGAGCUGCUGCGGCUGCAGGAGAUCCAGCUGGUGGGCGGGCAGCUGGCCGUGGUGGAGCCCUACGCCUUCCGCGGCCUCAACUACCUGCGCGUGCUCAACGUCUCGGGCAACCAGCUGACCACCCUGGAGGAGUCGGCCUUCCACUCGGUGGGCAACCUGGAGACGCUCAUCCUGGACUCCAACCCGCUGGCCUGCGACUGCCGGCUCCUGUGGGUGUUCCGGCGCCGCUGGCGGCUCAACUUCAACCGGCAGCAGCCCACGUGCGCCACGCCCGAAUUCGUCCAGGGCAAGGAGUUCAAGGACUUCCCCGACGUGCUCCUGCCCAACUACUUCACCUGCCGUCGCGCCCGCAUCCGGGACCGCAAGGCGCAGCAGGUGUUCGUGGACGAGGGCCACACGGUGCAGUUUGUGUGCCGGGCGGACGGCGACCCGCCACCCGCCAUCCUCUGGCUCUCGCCCCGCAAGCACCUGGUUUCGGCCAAGAGCAACGGGCGACUCACAGUCUUCCCCGACGGCACGCUGGAGGUGCGCUACGCCCAGGUGCAGGACAACGGCACGUACCUGUGCAUCGCGGCCAACGCGGGCGGCAACGACUCGAUGCCAGCCCACCUGCACGUGCGCAGCUACUCGCCCGACUGGCCCCAUCAGCCCAACAAGACCUUCGCUUUCAUCUCCAACCAGCCGGGCGAGGGAGAGGCCAACAGCACCCGAGCCACCGUGCCUUUCCCCUUCGACAUCAAGACCCUCAUCAUCGCCACUACCAUGGGCUUCAUCUCUUUCCUGGGCGUCGUCCUGUUCUGCCUGGUGCUGUUGUUCCUCUGGAGCCGGGGCAAGGGCAACACGAAGCACAACAUCGAGAUCGAGUACGUGCCCCGCAAGUCGGACGCGGGCAUCAGCUCCGCCGACGCGCCCCGCAAGUUCAACAUGAAGAUGAUCUGAGGAGGGGGUGGGGGCGGGGGGCAGGGGCCCCCGGGGCAGGCCGGGCAGGGGAAGGGGCUUGGCCGCCGAGCGCUCGCUCCUCAGUCCUUCCCGCCGCUCCCCUGGCCCCCCACACACAUCCCUGUUCCCUGCGGCUCCCUCCCACCCCCCCCCACCCCCUGCCGGCCCUCACCGCCUGCCCUCUGUCUACCAGGACCUCCGCAGGCCAGGCCUGGGGACCCCACCUGCACAGGGCCACCCGUUGACAGACUGGAGUCAGAAGCCGACAGACCGACACGCGGCACAGUCAAUAAUUCAAUAAAAAAAAGUUACGAACUUCCUCUGUAACUUGGGUUUCAAUAAUUAUGGAUUUUUAUGAAAACUUGAAAUAAUAAAAAGAGAAAAAAAAACCUAUUUCCUAUAGCUAGUCGGAAUGCAAACUUUUGACGUCCUGAUUGCUCCAGGGCCCUCUUCCAACUCAGUUUCUUGUUUUUCUCUUCUUCCUCUCCCUCCUCCUUCUCUUCCUCCUUUCUCUUCUCUUCCCCUAUGGGGAGGGAUCACUCAGGAAAACAGGAAAGGAGGCUCCAGCACCCCCCUGCCCGGGCAGCUGACAGGAGCGGGCAGGGCGGCAGGUGCGGGCCCGGCUCCGGGCUGGCCGUCUGCAGGGAGCAGGCGGAGGAGACAGGGCUGCCUGGUGGGGGUGGGGGCUGGUGGCCAAGCCGCCGGGAAGCAGUACUGCCGGGGGUCGGGGGCCCGACUCGGGUGUGGCUGAGACUCUGGACAGGGGCUGGGGUCCUCCUGCAGGACGGCACAGUCAGUGCAGAGGGCCAGGAGCUGGAGGCGGGACCGAGGCCUAACUUCUGGUCCCAGCUCUGCCACUGACUUACUGUGUGGUUUCAGACAGGUCACUGACCCUCUCUGGGCCUCAGUCUCCGCAUCUGUACAAAUGGAAACGUGACCCCCCGCCCUGCCUACCUCACAGGGCUGUUGUGAGGAAUUGAUGAGAUGAUGUAUGUGAAACACUUUGUAACCUGUAAAGCGCUGUGCACAUGU